Styela clava is the source of this 6728-nucleotide messenger RNA. Its product is annotated as DENN domain-containing protein 5B-like. NCBI's taxonomy places the organism in Eukaryota, Metazoa, Chordata, Ascidiacea, Stolidobranchia, Styelidae. The record is from RefSeq and is a predicted model, not a curated record. Gene Ontology annotation, molecular function: guanyl-nucleotide exchange factor activity; small GTPase binding.
GUCACUGGUGCCAUUGUCAAUAUGACAUCUGCUAUAACUACAAUGGAAAUGGAUAACAAAAAGAGGCAAAGUAACAUUUUUGAUUAUUUUUUUGUAUCCGGGAUUUCGAGAAGAAGUUUGCUGCGCGUACCUGCUGUUGGCAAGGAUGAUGAAAAUAUAUUGGAUACUGCCUUCAGACCUUCUGUUUUAUACCGUUUUCCUACAAACGUCCCGGAAAAUUCAUGGAAUAUAUCCAUCCAAGGUACACUGAUGCAAUUAUGCCAUCCUGGAGGUAUUUCAGUCAGAAUGGGGGAGCCGGAAAAUGAUGAACCAGUUUAUCACUCAUUCUUAUCAACGAGGGAUGACGGGUUUCGAACUUACGGACAUGUUUUGACCUAUUUUGAAGCAAUUUCUGAUGAAACAGUUAUAGAAAAAAUUAGAAAUAGUAUUCAAAAUGCAGAUGAUGCUUCACAGAAUGAUAACGAAAAAAUAUACGCUCAAAAAUGUAUUUGUCUCAGUAGUAGGCAUUCGUACAUAAAUACGGCUGAAAAACUAUUACGGAUGUUGUACAAAAUAUUUGUUACAGAAAAGAGAGAACUAAAAGGCACAAAUUUGCCGAUUGAUAGUUAUAUUUACAAUCUUUUAUUUGAAAUGCCAAUACCAUCAAUGGGAAAUAGUCUUGCACUGAAAUGGAACUCAGAAAAGCCAAUUAUCGUACAGCAUCCAUCAAUCACAGAACUUCCUUUUAUAGACAUACAUUUAUCAUCGUUAUUUAGCCUUGUUGGCGGACCCGCUAAUGUUUUACGCGUUUUAACAAGCGCUUUUCUGGAACAUCAAAUUAUAUUUGUUUCGAAAGACUGCCAUCAACUGAUGCAAGUUGCUGAAGCAGUAACUUCUCUAAUGUUUCCAUUCCAGUGGCUGCAUGCAUAUGCUCCUGUGCUACCGUACAAACUUGCCCAUAAUUUUUUGGAUGCCCCUGUUCCUUAUAUUAUGGGUAUUCCUCUUGGUUCUUCUGAAGAAAAGUUAAACCGAUUGAGUUCUGAGUUUGAUCAAUGUUUUGUUGAUCUUGACAAAGGUGCGGUUGAUUGUCCAGAGGAUCAGCCGAAUUUUCCUAAUCAAAUUAUAUUAACCCAACAGUUGAAUAUGUUUUAUAAAAAGCAUUUGAAACAGAUCGAAAAAAUUGAUAUAGUGAAAGAUGAUUUGAGUGAGGAUGCAGAAAUUGUGCCACCAGUUCCUGACAAAGAAAAAAGUGUUCAACGUUCUACAUCAUCAUUACAUCGCAGAAACGCUCAUAAGAGAACUUCGAAAGUUUACGAAGAUGGUCGUGAAAUUAAUGUUCAGAUUUCAGACAAAAUCCCAUCAACCGAAACUAACGAUGCAAGUAUUGAAGUUGAAAAUGAAAUUGAUCCAGUUGAGGAGUUAAAAAAUCUUCAUGCUGUCAGUAUUUCUCCGAUCAAGUUUUCUACUCCUCCACCUUCCCCAGUAUCGGAGUUAAAAACGAUGAAAGCAGAUGAAAAAGAAAUUCAGGAACAAAUUUUUAAUAUCAAAGUACGAGAAGCUAUUUUCGGCAGUUUAGUGUCGUUGUUUUCACAAUACGAUAAAUUUGUCAUCCACCCAGAUGUCGACGAAAGUGAUCUCGGAAAGGGAUGGUUUCUUACUCGCGAGUCACAGCAAAAUUUUGAUAAAGCUUCAUUUCUAUCAGAUCAACCUGAAUGUCACUUAAAAUUCUUGUCUGCUUUUCUAGAAACGCAACCGUUUGCUACUCUAGUUGACAGCUCAAUUUUAUCACAAUUUGAUAAUUCUGUGAAGGACCCAAAUUUAAGGCUUUUCGACGAUAGAAUAAAACAGGCGAAAAGCAUGCCUCGUCCAGAAAAGGGGGGAAAGGAUAUUACUCCACAAGUACCUGGGUUAGAUUUUCUUCAUCGUUCAGUGUCUAUUAUAUCGGCUGGACAAAGCGCGAAAUUAAGCAUAGAAAAAUGGAUGAAAAAUUCUGAAAAUGCGCUGAGAAGAAGAUACAAUAACUUAAAUGGAAGAUAUCCCAGACUCCGAUUGCUACAGAAACCUGAUAUGGGUAUUAUAGAAGAAGAUGAAACUGAUAAAGAAGAAGUGAAAUCAAACGAUGUAUUUCCUAAUAUAUUAUGUCCGGCGUUGCUCCAAGAAAGAAUGAAAGAUUCUGAGCAAAAAGUGUUUCAAUCGUCAACUAUUGAUCCUGAUGCAGAAUGGCAGGAACUACAACGCACAAAGAAAAGAUUAGCAAGGCAACCAAGUAUGUCUGAAUUUUCUCCAGAAAUGAUAGCGCAAACUAACUGGAAAUUCCUUGAAAAAUUGUUGAAAGACGUGAAAGGAAAAACUAACAAAUUGGUUGUGAGAAAAAUGGGACAAGAAGCUGUCGCACUAGGACACACAGAAUCUAGCAUUAUGGGCCUCGAGGAAAAUACACUCAUUGGUAGUUUAUGCGACCUUUUAGAAAGAAUAUGGUGUCAUGGAUUACAUUCUAAUCAAAAGACUGGAAAAUCAGCGCUUUGGUCACAUUUACUAAGAUAUGAAGAAGAUUCUGUAAGGAUAAUGAGAGUUCCAACACACAACGUUAUGAAUACAGUUGGUGGGGCUAGGCUUACUGGCUUGGGACAACAUACUCAGUCAACUGGGAGGUUAUCAAUGACGCCAGAAUCUCCUUUACAUCUUUCUCCCCAGUCAGCUAGAAAAUUUGCAGACGAGGUCCGAUUAGAUCGCAGAUUUUCUCAGCCGGUCGUGGUUUCUGACAGUCAAUAUAUUUCUCCCAUACCAACUGAUAUUGUUAGUAAUAUUAAAAGAAUAAGACAAUUACGUGAAGUCAAAACAAAUGUUGGAAAAUGCCGAGCAUGGAUACGACUUUCAUUAGAACAGAAGCAACUUCAAGUUCAUUUGAAAAAACUUUUAUCAAAUCGACCUUUGUUGCAAACAAUGUACAAGCGAUACUCAUUGUUGAGAUGUGAUGAUGAGCGUGAACAAUUUCUGUACCAUCUUUUAUCAUUAAAUGCCGUUGAUUUUACUUGUUUUACUAAUUCUUUCACCAAAACUACAAUCCCUUACCGUGUUUGGAUUUUUCCGAAGAAGCAACUAAGUGGAAUUUCUCAAACUUCCGCCAAUGUGUACAUAAUGAUAUCAGGAGAACUUGCAUGCACAGGCGUAAUUUCUGUUCCUAAAAACUGUCUGGAAUUCAGUUUUCAACAGCAAAAUCUUGGGGUCCUCACAACGAUGAUACUUGGACAUGAUAAUGCUGGCAUGCUACCAAAAUGGCUCGUUGAAUAUGCUAUUGUUCGGAAUGAAGUAUCUGGGCAAGCAUAUUAUUUACCUUGUGGACGUUGGUUGGGAAGUAGCAUCGAUGACGGCAGCACACAAAGACUGCUGCUGGCUCAUACAAUACCUCAUGCUAAGGAUCUUAAUAUCUUUAUACAUGAAGUUUCAUCAGGUAAAAAUCAGCUCGGCGUCUACCCUGUUGUACAAAAAAACCUUAUCGAUGACUUGAGAGAUUAUGUGGGACAAGCUGUCAACGCCGUCGUGAAGCAUUUUCAUCGCCCAUCGCAAGAUACGUUAUGUCCAGGAGCUCUCACACCACUUUUAUGUAAACCAAAUGGUCUUAUACCGGUUUUAAUACAAGUUUUUCAACAUGGUUUGAAGAGCGCUGGAUUUUUUCGAAAGCAGAUUUACGCUUGGGAUGUUAUUACUACGGCUUGUGAUAUAUUAUCAGGAAGGUCUUUAGCUGUAAAACAAGAACAAUCACUAUACAGAUCCACAUUAAACAAUUUAGGGGAUUUCAUACGAAACACAAGUCCUCAGCGAAGUAUCACUGCACCAUCUCAAUCCUCUUCGGGGCGUAACUCACCACAAUUCAGUGCUCGAGAUGAGGAAGGACCUGUUUUUUCAAAAACCGGUCCAGCGGAUGUUAAAGCGAUCACAAACCGAUUACUAUUUCUGCAAAACAUAAUCAAAAGCCAACAAGAACGGGGAUUAGGUAAAGAUGACAUGUUUCAAGUCCUCGUUUGUGUUGGAUUAAGAGAACGUUGCCUAUCAGAAUGGCUGAAAAGUAUUUCGUCAGUAAUUCGACAAGGAACACAACUUUAUGAAAGACAUGCAUUCAUGUGCAAUUCACAAGCAAUUUUAGCGCUUGCAUCGGUCUUGACUAAUUUAUCAGAGUAUUCUAUAACUUUUGAGCCAAUAUUAUUAAGAGGAUUAGAUGAAUUAUUAUCAGGUCGUUAGUUCUGUUUGAACUCAUUAUAUCCUGUUACCAAAUUCUUGCCAAUGCUUUAAAAACGAAGUUGAAAUUAUGUUGUAUCCUACAUAAAAUAUUUAUUUUAGUGUGCUGUGCAAUCUAUCGUAUUAUAACUAUUGAUUAUGUCUUUAUUGGAAUUACACCUAGUACUUAGUGAGAUUGCAUUUACUGAUUGACAAGUUCAUUAUUGGUGAAAUAUGAAAUUUCUGACUGCGUUACUUUGUAUGUGGGCAUAAAACUAAUUCAAUCUUUCGAUAGUUAGUCCAGCCAGAGCCACUCAGGAUGAAAGUUUCAAUUUCGUACAUAUAUUUUCAUGGGUAUAUAUUUUGAAAUUAAAUUUUAGAAGUUUAGAAGGAAAAUCAAUAUCUAUACAAUUUAACAAAUUAAUAUUUUGAAUAUAGUAUAAUCCUAGUUUAGAUAUUUCAAAACGAAUUUUGAAUUAUUAUUUCAAUCAGAUGUGGCCAUGUUUAUUUAAAAAAAACAGGCUUCCCAAAUCUUGGGCGGUGUCAUUUACAUCAUGUCUGAAUAUUAAAAGUAGGAAUAUCUUCCAAGCAUGGGCCAGUAUUACAGUGCACUUAUUUUAUAUACAUCACCUUUAAAUCAUGCUCGGUUUGGUAUAUAAGACAGCUAAGAUUAUUUUAAAUUUGUAAAUCCUUUUUCUUGCUAGUAAAUUCUAUAUAUGGUUCUUUACUGGUAAAUCAAGCUUUAUAUAAACUUAUAUCUGGAAGUUUGAACUAUAUUAGGAUGCAACGUUUCCUUAGUAAUGAAUACGUUACUUGCAAUAACAUUGCCCGACCUUUUACAACAUAUACAAUAUCCUGUAUUCAUCAUUCACGUGCUUAUAAACCUUUUCAAAAUAAAUCAGAAUAUUGAUCUACUAGCAUAACAUAUUGAGAAAUUGUAUUUUAUUUCAACAUAAUGUUACGAACUUGGUUAUACUGUUCCAUGUGUGAACUGUAGAUAAAUAAAUAAACCUGUGAUUCCGUAAUGCACGCUUGACCGAUUUUUUUGGGUUAAAUCAAAGUCCUGAACUAAAAUAUUUUGACGUAAAUUUGAAAAAACAAAAAUAAUUCUUGUUUGUUUUGGGAUUAUUCUUUCAUAAAUGAAUAGCUCAGAGAGGCAUUAUGAUAAUAGGAAUGCCAAAGAUAAUUAUAUUAAUGAUUAUUAUAUAAUUAGAUUAUAAUUAUAAUCUAACUAUAUUUUAAAAAAUUUUUUGACUCAUUAAUAUUGAAUAAAUUCGAAAUGAAGUCAUUUUUCAUUAGCUCAACUUGAUAACAGGGUAAGGAAUUUUUUUGACUCUUUUAACCCGAAAAAAUAUUUCUGUAAUAAAAAAUUUGCUACCUGAAUUUUAAUAUUCGAUUUUCUUUUGUUUUUCUCGUUUUGCUAUAUUAUACCAUAAUGUGAUUUUUUUUCUUUAACUAUUAUUCAGCCGAGUAAAAGAGUCAAGGAAUGACCAAAACUGUAUCAAUCCAAUAUUUCGAAUACAUUCUCAAAUUAGAAUUACGGUAUUAAAUAUUGAGUCUUGUAUUGAAGUGUUUUUCAACCUACCGUAUUUGAUCACGACCCACUUGGCAAGGCCAAAUUUUUUCGCAACCUCUGUGAACUGAAAUAAAAAUAAGUAAAACAAUACAGCGAAAAAAAAAGAUAAUAAUAACAUAGAUAAUACAUUUACCGAAAUUGCUUAUUUUCACACAAAAGAUCGAUCAUUGGCACUAUUUCGGUGAUGGUGCGUCUCAGUAUCGUUUCCAAAUUUGAUCGAUAUUUUGUUUCAACAUACCGUAAGUUAGUGUGGAAAAAAAAUUUUGUUGCUACCCCCAUUGACCCCUUUUGCGUCACCCACCGUGCGGUCGGGACCCCAGUUUGAAGAGCCCUAUUCUGAAAUGAAGUAUGUUUAACAGGAAAUUUUCAUUGUAAUAUUGUAUUCAUUUAAAAAAUUAAAUUUUUAAAUUCAUAAGCAGUCUGUAUAAAUAUUGUUUUUUGUGCGACCAUACCUGAAAUUCCAUAUGUAAAAAUGAAAAUAUGUCAAGUUAUUCUUAGAAUGAAGAAUUGACCAAUUCUUAUAUGUAAAUAAAUUAAAUUACUUCAUUUAAUAUUGUUUGGUAAAGUCCAUUUACUAAUGAAGCUUAAUCAUGGCUAGUGUAUCCUCUUCCAGUAUUAUUAAACUCCUUGUAUUAUAAUAUUCAUCACCACUGCGAUAUAUUUUCUCUUUCUGACUAUUUAAUAAUGAUUUUGAUGUUCAGCAUUACUUGUUUUUCUAUGUAGCUUUUGAUUACGUUUUCAUGAAGCGUGCCUUGUUACAUUUCAUUGCCAUUUGCUACAAUGUUGUAGGAGUUUUCUAGUACACUCCUUUCUUUAUUAUUUUAGAAGAAGAUUAUUUACAGAAUGGUGUAAAUAAUUUGAAUUCGAAUUUAUGAAUAUUUGGAAAUAAAAAUCAUAAUGGCAGUUUUAUUCGUAAACUUUGGAAUUUUGUAGAAUAAAGUUUUUCGUCAAUAUUCGA